Molecule: messenger RNA, 218 nt
Organism: Linum tenue
Lineage: Eukaryota; Viridiplantae; Streptophyta; Magnoliopsida; Malpighiales; Linaceae
Source: the annotation of a GenBank genome assembly
ACGACAAGAGAGAGCGAUUUGAUCCUCCUCCUUCAGUCAUUUUCUCCGGCGGCCGACCUUGAAGCCUUUUGUUGCUGCUCCAUCUAUCAUCGACAUCGCUAGUACCGCAAUCUCGUAGUCUUCUUCUGCGGCGAGAUUUGAAUUGUCCGGUUUCCUGAGAUUCGACUAGCGGCGACUUCUCCUCUUGCCAGAGAUUUCGACGACCUUGAACUCCGGCG